AUGACUACUUUGGACCAAUUGGAUUUUAAGCUGAACGAACAAUUAAAUAAACUAGAAAAUGACCUAAUCUCUUUAAGCAAAAAGGAAUAAAAUUAAAAAACUGCUGCAAUUAAUAAAUGUCAAGCUCAAGUUAAUAUAAUUUCCACUAAUAUUGAAACCUAUAAACUUGAAAUUUGUUAUCUUUAUAAAGCUGAAAAUGAAAAGUAUAUUAAUAUUAUAGUUUAGAUAUAAAGAGUCAUUAAGAUAAAUUUUAUAAAGAUUUUAGCGAUUGGAAUCAGAAUUAUAGUUUAAGAAAAAUGAAGUGCAGACACUGGAGAAUCUAUUUAAAGAAAGGUCAAAUUAAUAGACUUAAAAAUAAUAAGAUAAUUAUUCAGAAUAAGUUGUUGAUAUGGGUAAUUAAAUGUAGGAGAAGGGUAUUUAUAGAAUCAAUAAAAUUUAGCAUUAAAGGCAUUGUAAAAUGCGACUUAAGCUGUGGAUGAUGCUAAUGCUAUAGCAGAUUAAAUAAAUGAGAUACUAGAUGGUCAAAUUAAUCAAUUAGAUGGAAUGUAUAACACAGUAAAUGACACUUAAUCUGUUUUAAAAAGAUCAGCUGAAAAAAUACUAUAUUUUACCAAGUUUCUUUUUAUAAUUAAUUAAUAGAUAAGUAUAAACCGACAAACUCCAAAUCUGUUUGAUUGGUCUAAUUUUUAUAUGCAUAAUAGUUUUAAUUGUAUUAUCAGCAUUAGGGCUGGAUGAAGGAAAUUUCAAUACUCCAGAUUAAGUAAAAGGAUCUUUAGCAUUUGAAAGUGGUAGUGUCACAAAUACAACCACAACAACUCGAUCUGGAUGA
Paramecium octaurelia is the source of this 829-nucleotide messenger RNA. The record is from the annotation of a GenBank genome assembly. Lineage: Eukaryota; Ciliophora; Oligohymenophorea; Peniculida; Parameciidae.